Cajanus cajan (pigeon pea) is the source of this 2186-nucleotide messenger RNA. The record is from RefSeq and is a predicted model, not a curated record. NCBI's taxonomy places the organism in Eukaryota, Viridiplantae, Streptophyta, Magnoliopsida, Fabales, Fabaceae.
CUCUCUCUCUCUCUCUCUUUUUCUUUUUAAUUUUUUUUUUUCUCUCAUCGCCUUUUCGCCGCUGUUGCAGACUCUGCUCAAAAGGAGAGAAGAAGCCACCACAGUUUCACUCAUUCAUUCACUCACCCACCCACCACCCUCAUAGAGAUAGAGAUAGAGAGAGAGAGAGAGAGGGAUUAAGAAUACGUGAAUAUCCCGUUUUUGCCCUUGUUUUCCUGUGACACCCACAUCUCUAUAAAUAUAAAAUUUCUCCAUUCAUUAGCAUAGCAGCGGAAAGAGAAAGAUCACACAAACACUUAUCUUCUUCUUCCUCUGAUUCCAUUCAUCAUUCAUUACUCUGAUCCGACGGCUGCGAUCUUCUCGUUUCUCCAAUCGUACGGCCAGGGGUCCUUUGUCUGCCUCACCCUUCCCCAACUUUCUCUCUCUACGUAAUUACCAGGAGUAGUAGUCUUUUGAGGUGCAUAGAACUCUCGGGGUAUUUGUCAUAGCACCUAUAAAUGAUCUUCUAUCUUUGGUUUUGACUGUAGUUAGAGAGUAGCUUGUCUGGGACACUGAAUAUGGAGUCCAACGGUCAUGCAAGAAUAAGGAGAAAUGAUUUUAUUAAAGAAAAUGGCAAUUCCCAUUUGUCAAAUGUUGAUGAUGAACAUGAUCCAUGGACAGCAUGGGCAUACAAGCCUCGCACGAUCACAUUAUUACUUAUUGGUGCUUGCUUUCUUAUUUGGGCAAGUGGAGCACUUGAUCCAGAAAGAGAUGCAUCUGGUGAUCUUGUUACUUCUGUUAAAAGGGGUGUAUGGGCAAUGAUUGCUGUUUUUCUUGCUUAUUGCCUGCUGCAAGCUCCUUCUACGGUUCUUAUUAGGCCACAUCCUGCAAUUUGGCGCUUGGUUCAUGGGAUGGCUGUUGUUUACCUUGUUGCUCUCACUUUUUUGCUUUUUCAGAAGCGUGAUGAUGCUCGACAGUUUAUGAAGUUUCUUCAUCCUGAUCUUGGUGUUGAACUUCCAGAAAGAUCUUAUGGUGCUGACUGUCGUAUAUAUCUGCCUGAAAACCCUGCAAGCAGGUUUAAGAAUGUUUAUGAGACACUUUUUGAUGAAUUUGUUCUAGCUCAUGUUAUUGGAUGGUGGGGGAAGGCAAUAUUGAUUCGUAAUCAGCCCCUUCUUUGGGUGUUAUCAAUUGGUUUUGAGUUGGUGGAGUAUACUUUUCGUCACAUGUUGCCAAAUUUCAACGAGUGCUGGUGGGACAGUAUUGUUCUUGACAUCUUGAUCUGCAAUUGGUUCGGAAUUUGGGCAGGAAUGCAUACUGUUAGAUACUUUGAUGGGAAAACAUACAAAUGGGUUGGUCUAAGCCAGCAGCCUAAUAUAAUUGGAAAAGUAAAACGAACAUUAGGCCAAUUCACACCGGCUCAGUGGGACAAAGACGAGUGGCAUCCACUGCUUGGUCCUUGGCGUUUCAUUCAAGUGCUUAGUCUUUGCAUUGUAUUUUUGACAGUAGAGCUCAACACAUUCUUUUUGAAGUUUUGUCUCUGGAUACCCCCUCGAAAUUCAGUUGUUAUAUAUAGGUUGAUUUUGUGGUGGCUACUUGCCAUUCCAACAAUUCGCGAGUACAAUUCAUACCUUCAAGACAGAAAGCCAGUGAAAAAGGUUGGAGCAUAUUGUUGGCUCUCUCUUGCCAUAUGCAUUGUUGAACUUCUGAUUUGCAUUAAGUUUGGACACGGCUUGUAUCCUAAACCAAUGCCUAUAUGGCUGGUAAUAUUCUGGUCGUGUGUUGGAAUGGCAAUUGUUACAUUUUUGCUUUUGUGGUCAUGGCAACAUCAUCGCAGUCUAGGGAAAAAGAGGCGAUAAUUUUACUAUUGCAGCGUUAGCAUGCAGUGAAUUAUUCUUUGAUUGAUUCCUUCCUCAUUUUUAUGGGUCCAUAGCCAUACAGAUGGUGUAAAUACUGUCAUCAACCUCAUAAUUAAUUGUAAAUGAUGGAAUAUUAAUUCUCCUAGCUUAAUUAUUAGUGUAGUGGAUCACAGUUUCUUUGGGCGGCAAAUAUUAGUUCCAGCUGGUAGAGAGGUGUACUUAUUAUUAUUUAUGAGGCUUCUGAAUAGGUUUCCACCAUUGGUAUUUUAUUCGCCUCGGAAUGAAUCAUUCUGAAACGUGUAUUAUCCAGUCAUUUUAAUGAAAUUUUGAGUGAAGAAUGCUUUUGCUUCA